AAGCAGCAUGGAAAUUGGUGAGUCUUGUGCUGAGGGUUAGAAUUGCAUCCCUUAGUGCUUAGCUCCUCAUUUCCCACUGGUCCUUUUAGAUUUAUUUUCAUUUUAACUUUCAGGAUGGUUUCGUAAGGCAAAAGAAAGACUGCAGUGCUUGCUCCUUUGGCAAGGAUGCUGGCUGUGAAUUCAUCUGCUCUGUUGGAUUGCAGCAGAACCUAUUUGCAAAAGCUUUGCUGUACUAGUCUGAAAGGGGUUUUAUGGACUGGCAGAUCUUGGGCCCUAUGAAAGGCCAAUUGGAUCAUUUGGUAAAGCCUUCAAAGAAAACCAGGAGAAAAAAUGGUUUGCACAAAUAAGCUUAUGCAGCCAGAAUAAAAUUAGAAGAGCUUUCUGAUGAAAAACAAAAAUGACCACAUGGUUAUGAUACUUAAAAUCUAUAAUGCCUCCUGCCAUGGCAGAUGCCCUGGACAUCUGGGCAGUAGAUUCACAGAUAGCAGCGGAUGGCUCAAUCUCUGUGGACUGCCUGCUUCCCACUGGAAUUUACAUCAGUCUAGAUGUCCCUCGUGAUGCCACUAUCAGUUAUAUCAAACAGCUAUUAUGGAAGCAAGCACACAGCUACCCCCUCUUCCAUCUUCUUAUGGAGAUCGACUCCUAUAUGUUCUCCUGUGUGAACCAAACAGCUGUACGUGAAGAACUGGAGGAUGAGACACGAAGGCUCUGUGAUGUUAGACCAUUUCUUCCUGUCCUUCAACUAAUUACAAGAAGCUGUGAUCCAGGGGAAAAAUUUGACUCUAAAAUAGGCGUCCUCAUAGGAAAAGGCCUCCCUGAGUUUGAUGCCCUACAAGACCCAGAAGUCAAAGAAUUCCGGAUUAAGAUGCGGCGAAUCAGUGAAGAGAAGUUGCAGUCACUUGUGGGGCUAUCUUGGAUGGACUGGUUAAAAUACACUUAUCCACCAGAAUUAGAACCAGCAAUUCAGGACAACCUCCAAGAUAAACUUUAUGGCGGCAAUUUAGUUGUGGCUGUUCAUUUUGAUAACUGUCAGGACGUAUUUAGUUUUCAGGUGUCUCCUAAUAUUAAUCCUAUCAAAUUAAAUGAACUGGCAAUUCGGAAACGUUUGACUAUCCAUGGAAGAGAAGAUGAAGAAUUUGAUCCCUAUGACUAUGUAUUGCAAGUUAGUGGAAGACUGGAAUAUGUCUUUGGGGACCAUCCAUUAAUUCAGUUCCAGUAUAUUCAUCGUUGUGUGAUGAGCAGAACUCUUCCUCAGCUGACACUUGUUGAAUGCAACACCAUAAAAAAAAUGUGUGACCAGGAAAUGGUCGCUAUAGAAGCUGCCAUAAAUCGAAAAUCAUACAACCUUCCUCUUCCUCUACCCCCCAAAAAAUCACGUGUGACUCAAAGUGUAUGGGACAUAAGCCUUCCUUUUAAAGUUGUGCUGGUAAAUGGCAAUAAGAUGAACACAGAUGAAACUGCGAAAGUUCAUGUCAGGGCUGGUCUCUUCCAUGGAACUGAGCUCCUUUGUAAGCCUAUCGUAAGCUCAGAAAUAUCUGGGAGAAAUGACCAUGUUUGGAAUGAAACCUUGGAAUUUGAUAUCAACGCCUGUGAUUUGCCAAGAAUGGCCAGGCUGUGCUUUGUGGUUUAUGCUGUGAUGGAUAAAAUGAAAACUAAAAAGUCAGCCAAGACACUUAAUCCAUCCAAAUACCAGACUAUUAGGAAAGCUGGGAAAGUGCACUAUCCUGUAGCAUGGGUCAAUACUAUGGUGUUUGAUUUUAAAGGACAGUUGAAAACUGGAGACCUCGUGCUGCACAGCUGGUCAUCUUUUCCUGAUGAACUUGAAGAAAUGUUGAAUCCAAUGGGAACAGUACAAACAAAUCCAUUCACUGAAAAUGCAACAGAGCUGCAGAUAAGAUUUCAAGAAUAUUCAAAAUUCCCUAUUUAUUACCCUCCCUUUGACAAGAUACUUGAAAAGGCAGCUGAAAUUGCAAGAAACAGUGAAUGCUCUGGUAUGCCGGGCCGUGGUGGCAAAAAAUUCUACAUUGAGCUAAAGGAGAUCAUGGAAAGGGAUCCCUUAUCUCAGCUGUGUGAAAAUGAGAUGGAUCUCAUAUGGACGUUACGGUAUGACUGUCGUGAAAACUUCCCACAAUCCCUGCCAAAAUUGUUGCUCUCGGUGAAAUGGAACAAACUUGAAGAUGUUGCUCAGCUUCAGGCUCUACUUCAGAUAUGGUCCAAACUGCCUCCCAGAGAAGCAUUAGAGUUACUGGAUUUCAAUUAUCCUGAUCAGUAUGUAAGAGAAUAUGCAGUGAGCUGUUUAAGGCAAAUGAGCGACGAAGAGCUUGCUCAGUAUCUUCUGCAGCUUGUGCAAGUACUGAAAUAUGAACCUUUUCUCGACUGUGCCCUUUCCAGGUUCCUGCUAGAGAAAGCACUGGCAAAUAGGAGAAUAGGACAGAUGCUGUUUUGGCAUUUGAGAUCAGAAGUACACAUACCUGCCAUUUCAAUGCAGUUUGGUGUGAUACUUGAAGCUUACUGCCGUGGAAGCAUUGCUCACAUGAAAGUACUUUACAAACAGGUUGAAGCGCUGAAUAAGAUGAAGACUUUGAAUAAUCUAAUAAAACUGAAUGCCGUGAAGCAAAGCAGAGCUAAAGGAAAAGACACAAUGCACACCUGUUUAAAGCAAAGAGCGUACAAAGAAGCCCUUUCCGAUCUCCAGUCCCCUCUGAAUCCUUCUGUUUUACUUUCAGAACUGUAUGUUGAGAAAUGUAAAUAUAUGGACUCCAAAAUGAAGCCUUUAUGGAUAGUAUACAAUAACAAGGUGUUUGGUGGAGAUCUGGUGGGGAUAAUCUUUAAAAAUGGAGAUGAUCUACGGCAAGACAUGUUGACACUCCAGAUGUUACGCCUCAUGGAUUUACUUUGGAAAGAGGCUGGUCUUGAUCUUCGGGUGUUGCCCUACGGUUGCUUAGCAACAGGAGAUCAUUCUGGCUUAAUUGAGGUUGUUUCUACAUCGGAGACCAUUGCCGACAUUCAACUAAAUAGUAGUAAUGUUGCUGCUGCUGCUGCCUUCAACAAAGAUGCGCUCUUAAAUUGGCUCAAAGAAUACAAUUCAGGAGAUGACUUGGAUCGAGCCAUUGAGGAGUUCACUUUAUCUUGUGCUGGCUACUGUGUAGCUACUUACGUCCUGGGCAUAGGAGACAGACAUAGUGACAAUAUCAUGGUUAGGAAGAAUGGUCAGCUCUUUCAUAUAGAUUUUGGCCAUAUUCUUGGAAACUUCAAAUCCAAAUUUGGAAUUAAAAGGGAGCGAGUGCCUUUCAUUCUUACCUAUGAUUUCAUUCAUGUCAUUCAGCAGGGAAAAACUGGAAACACUGAAAAAUUUGGCCGGUUUCGUCAAUAUUGUGAAGAAGCAUACUUGAUCCUGCGAAAACAUGGGAACCUGUUUAUCACUCUCUUUGCACUGAUGCUAACAGCUGGGCUUCCAGAGCUAACCUCUGUUAAAGACAUCCAGUAUCUAAAGGACUCCCUUGCCUUAGGAAAGACUGAUGAAGAUGCACUAAAGCAGUUUAAGCAGAAAUUCGAUGAAGCGCUCAGAGAAAGCUGGACUACUAAAGUUAACUGGAUGGCGCACACUGUUCGGAAGGAUUAUCGAUCCUAGGUGGUUUAGGAAUUUGCACUAAGCUUAACAUAACCCUGACAAUAAAGUGUUAAAAGGGAGACAGCAGACCCUUUCGUAAAACAGAUCCAAGGAAAUUGCCUGAAUGAUUCCUGAUUAUUUUGCACUCGGCUUUGGAAUGCUUCAAGAAGAUUUUGUACAAUUUAGCAGAUGUCCUCAGUAAUCACUUCUGCUGACUUUGCACGCUGAAAGCUACUACUAAGCUUUUAUAUUAUUAUUAUUAUUUUGAUACAUUGAGAAGCUGUAAAUAUUUGGGAUGUUUUUAUGUUGGGCAAUGUGCUCUAAUCAUUAGAGAUUUCUUGAACUGAUUGCUAAACGAUAUCAGAGGUGAUUAGAUGUCUUUUAAUUUUGCUUCAAGUGAACAUUUCUGUAUAUAUACAUAUUUUUUUACUGGCAUAAAAACUUUCAUGCUACUGUAAAUAACAACUGCCAGAUCAUUAUAUAGCAGGAAACUGCUUAUUGUCUUGAACUGCUGCCAGAAGACCGAUUUCUACACUUAAUAAUGGGAAAGAAUAUUUAAAAAGUUGAAUUCCUUUGCUCUGAGCUGGUGUAAACAUGUUUGAAUUUAUGUAAAGAGCAUAUGUUUGUGGCAACUAUGAGCUCUGGGGAAAUUCCACUUCAGAGUUGACUGCUGUUGAACUUUAUUGAACAUUUGCUUUUGAAAUCCUGCAGUAUCUGAGCUUUUACAGAAGCUUCAAUUAAUCAUUGGCCUCCCAAUUUUCCAGUAACAUCCGUACCAAUUGUAUUGUCCACACGCAAUGUGUAAUAUAUAAAUGGAAAAGCUAUACUUAAACAUAAAAUAAAACCUGCUUAUAAGAUAGAUAAAUCCAAAAAUAAGAAAAUUGUAUGUCGGCACCAAGAGAUUUAUGGUUUGGGGGUUUUUCUAAAAAAAAUAAUCUGAAAUGCAGCAUUUUUAAAAGGAACUCGAAGUGGAGUCAAAUUUAUAUUUUACUGUGUUUCUUAAAGCCUGCAGUGAUGCUACUUGUCUUGUCCACGAUGUUUAUGUUCAGCCUAAGAUGAUUGAUGGAGAAACUGGAUUUAUUUUAAUUUAUCAAGUGAGGUACCAUACUUCAAGGUGCUUAAUAGAGGAGCAAUUCAAAUUAAAAGUGCAAUAGUUUUAAAGAUUUUUUGAAACACUGGCGAGAUGAACUUUUAACUACUGCUUGCUCGCCAAAGAACACUUGUAGCUCUUAAUUUUGAUGAUGAUUGAAUAAAAUUAAUUAUAUAUAAAGUUACCUUGGAUCAAAACAAUGAUUUUUAAAAUAGUAAUUGCAUUAAAGACUAUUUUACUUUGCCAAAAGGAGGGAUUGUGUGUGUGUGUUUUCGAAAAAUAAAUACUGUAAACGGUU
Elgaria multicarinata webbii is the source of this 4998-nucleotide messenger RNA. RefSeq names its product phosphatidylinositol-4,5-bisphosphate 3-kinase catalytic subunit beta (gene PIK3CB). Lineage: Eukaryota; Metazoa; Chordata; Lepidosauria; Squamata; Anguidae. Gene Ontology annotation, molecular function: 1-phosphatidylinositol-3-kinase activity; 1-phosphatidylinositol-4-phosphate 3-kinase activity. The record is from RefSeq and is a predicted model, not a curated record. The coding region runs from base 431 to 3631 and encodes 1066 amino acids. Gene Ontology annotation, biological process: phosphatidylinositol 3-kinase/protein kinase B signal transduction; cell migration; phosphatidylinositol-mediated signaling. Gene Ontology annotation, cellular component: plasma membrane; phosphatidylinositol 3-kinase complex; cytoplasm. The transcript has 24 exons.